This is a messenger RNA of Funneliformis geosporum, 190 nucleotides long. The record is from the annotation of a GenBank genome assembly. Lineage: Eukaryota; Fungi; Glomeromycota; Glomeromycetes; Glomerales; Glomeraceae.
UUCUAAAGAUAAUAUCAUGAGUAUUUGUUCUCAAUUUGGAGUAUCAGAAGGUUCUGUAAUUCUUUAUAUUAAUUGUGUAAUGAAAGCAAUAAGAAAUAAAAAAUCAGAAUUUGUUCAAUGGCCUAAAGACAAUAAUCGAAGUGUUAUUCAUACAGGAUUUCAAAAUAUUGGUGGAUUUCAAAACGUUUAG